This is a messenger RNA of Silurus meridionalis, 1157 nucleotides long. RefSeq names its product growth arrest and DNA damage-inducible protein GADD45 gamma-like. Gene Ontology annotation, cellular component: nucleus; cytoplasm. Gene Ontology annotation, biological process: regulation of cell cycle. NCBI's taxonomy places the organism in Eukaryota, Metazoa, Chordata, Actinopteri, Siluriformes, Siluridae. The coding region runs from base 82 to 501 and encodes 139 amino acids. The transcript has 3 exons. The record is from RefSeq and is a predicted model, not a curated record.
CGAAUAUCCAUUCCAAACUGUGCGAGCGUGCAAGUAGGAAACAUUACCCAACUCCCACCACUGCAAAAACCCUAAGUCAAGAUGGUUAAUGAAAACAAAUCUCUGGUUGAGGCUCUGCAGUCCGCAGACGCUGAUGGUCGCGUCACCGUCGGUGUCUAUGAGUGCGCAAAAAUAAUGACUGAUGAUCCUGACAGCGUGUCGUUCUGCGUCCUGGCCAUGGAUGAAGAGUUCGAGUGCGAUAUCGCGCUUCAAAUCCACUUCACUCUCAUCCAAGCUUUCUGCUUCGAUAACGACAUCAGCAUCGUGAGAGUGAACGACGUACAACGUCUAGCUGAGAUUGUCAGCGCUAAAGAUGAAACUGAGGACUGUCACUGCCUCCUGAUCACGAGUCCAGCUGAUGGUUCGUGGGAAGAUCCAGCUCUGGAGAAGCUGCACAUGUUCUGCGAAGAAAGCCGUCGCUCCAACGACUGGCUUCCAGAGAUCACUCUGCCAGCUCGCUGAUCUGUUGACGGGAAUCUUCUCACUCGAGAGGCUUUUAACCCCUAAUGGAAAUACAUCCAUUCUUUAAAUAAAGGAUGAUGAUGGAUCUUCUCAUCCCUGGAUGCUUCUGAGGAGGCUCUGAUGCAGUCCAGGCAGCGCGGGGUAUGCAGGCCCGAAGUGGCCUUUCGCCCCACGGAUCCGUCGCUUCUCGUCCCGUCCAUGCCAAGAUGGUCCUCCUUCUUUAUGUGAACGAGGCCGGGCAUGCCACGAGAGCGACCCAGCGGCCCUCAUUCUUUGUGCGGAUGAGGUUUGGAGAGGAAGGAGAAAGCGAGUUUGUGUUCCCACAGCAGCACAAAUUUCGCAUUAAGCGUUAGACACGCGGAGGACGCGGUGGUGCGUCGUAGCGACGUUUUGAGAAAAAUGGACUUUAACACCAGGGACAUUUUUUUUUGGUUUCAAAACGUAUUUGCCGCACAGUAUAACGUACCUUAUUGUCGGCAAAGUGCUUCUUUCCACUUUCCAGAAUUGUCUUAUUCUCUAAAGGUUUAACUUUAGAAAUAAUUAAUAUGAGAAAAAGAAACAAAGUCUAAAGGUUUCACUUUAGAAAAACAAAACAAGAAAAAAAAUUAAUUAAAUAUUAGUAAAACGAGUUUAGAAACUGAAAACUGAAACCUUCC